AUGAUAAAAUUUUGUAGCAAUACAUAUUUAUCCAUAUAUAUUAAUUUAUCAAAAAAAAUCAAUUCAUCCAGAAAUAUAAGUAAUAUUUGUGAUAUGGUUUUAAGAAGAAUUUCGAAGUUUUCAUUUUCACACCGAUAUAUGUACAUUUUUUCAUUUAUUAAUGUUUUGAACUCUACACUCUUAAUUAAACCAAAGUAUACAUACUUAAACAAUACUGCUUUUAUUUCUUAUAUAAAAAAUUCAAAUAAUUUCGUUUUGAGAAGUUAUUCAAUUAAAAAAAAUUAUAAUGCUCUUAUAUGCAAAUCAUUUAAAAAAUAUAGAAUGAAUAAUAAGCUUUCGAAUUCCUUGAAUAUGGAUACAAAUAAUGAAAAUGAAAAUAUUUUAAAUGAUCAUAUUACAUCAUUCAAUAAAAAUAAUGAUGUAAAUAAAAAUUUCAGAAAUUUUAACCAAAAUGGAAAUCCUGCAUUUAGUAGACAGUAUAAUAAAAACAGAGCAAAUAAUUUUAUUAGUAAUAAUAAUUAUGUAAACAAUAACAAAAAUAAUAAAUAUUCAAAUAAUAAUUAUUCAAAUAAUUAUUCUAGUUAUUUAAAUAGAGAUAGUAAUAAAAAUAACGAGGCUAACUUUACUUUGAAUGAGACAAAGUUAAACACCAAUGUUAAUUAUAUUAAUGCAAAUAGUAACGAAAAUAAAAGUAACUACAUAAUAAAUGACAAUUUUUGUCACAUAAGUGACAACAAUUUAAGUAAUAACACGAAGAAUAAUUUUAAUAAAGACCAAUUAUUGCUAAAAAAUGUGAAAGGAAAAAAUAUAUAUAACAACAAUAUAGGUAGCAAUAAUAUUAACACAAAUUAUUUAGAUAAUUCAUCAAAUAAUAUAAAUUAUAAAAAUUUUACAAACGAAAAAAAUUUACCAAGACAAAAUUUAGAAGGAAACGUAAAUAACAACAAUUUAAAAGGCACAGAAAGAUUUAGUUAUCUAAAUGAUAACUAUCAAAAUAACGUUAAAUAUAUUAAAAAUAGCUAUAGUUCGAAUAAGAAAAACAUCAACACAUAUAAUUCAAAUGUAAAUGUUAAUAACAACUUUAAAAAUAAUGAGAAUAGUAAUUAUAUGGAAAAUAAUUUCAAAAGAGAAUCAUCAGAAAGUAUGAUAAAUAAUAAUCUCAAAAUUAAUUCUAUUUUAAACUUAAAUGAUGUAAACACUGAUUUAAAUAAUAAUUUAACAAUGAAAUUAGACACAGAUUUGAAUGAUUUAGAUUUAAAUGAUAUGGUAGGUGUAAGUGAUGUGUAUAGUAGUAAUAAUAAUAAUAAUAAUAAUAUUGAUAACAUAAAUAAUGAUAUAAAUAGAAAUAAUAAUAAUAAUACGUUAAAAUUAAAUAAUUUAAUUAAAAACAGAGACAUCAAUAGGAAUGAAGGUUUUGACAAUAAUAAGAACAUAAAUGAGUGCAUUAAUACAAAUUCAAAUGGCAUGAGAGGUAUGUUGGAUAAUUCAUCUAAUUAUAAUAAUCGGAAUAGAAAUAAAAUUAUUUCACAUAAUUUUAAUACGUUAAAUAAUACAACUAAUUUUAAUAAUAAUGUGAAUAAUAUGAAUAACAAAUCAAGUGGUACAAGUCGUAUGAAUAAUAUGGUGUCUCCAAACAAUAUGAAUAAUUUGGAUUACAAUAUGAACAUUUUAAGUGAAAAUGAAAGGAAUUCAAAUAAUAUAAUGAAUAAGCAUACAAGAAAUAUCUCUUAUGAUAAAACCAAUAAUUACAGUAAGGAUAUUAAUAAAAUAAAUACAUAUGAGACUAAGAAGAAUGAUAAUUUUUGUCAUAUUUCAUCAUCGAACAAUUUAAAAAGUAUUAAUAAUUUAUCAAAUAAAUUAGAAGAUCAAAAUAAUGGAAAUAAUAUAAAUAAGCAAACAUCCAUAAGUUCUCCUAUUAAUUUAGAUGCAGAUGCUUGCUUAUUUUAUGAUUUUAAUGAUUUUUUAGAUUAUAUGUAUAAAGAUGAAAAUAUAUUAACUCUUUUUUAUAUAAGAAAAAAUUAUUUAAAAGCAGAAUCACGUGAAGAAUUUGUAAAUGAGAAUGAUAAAAUUAAAUAUUCAAUUGUAUGGGCAUUUUCUAAUGAUGAGAAAAUAUCUGUUGUAGGUUCACAUAAUACCAAAAAAUUAAGUAAAAAAGUAUGUGUAAAGAAAAUUUUAUUAAAAUUAAAAAAUAUUUCUCUAUUAGAGCUAGAUCAAAUGACUAAAUGGAUGAUAAAUAGCUUAAAUGUUAUAUUAAAAGUAGAAAAUAAAAAUAUAGAUAAUAAAUUAAAUAAUAACAUGUAUUAUAGCAAUAUUGAAUGGAAAAUUAAUAAUAAAAUAUAUAAGGCUACAGGAGUAAAUCCUCAUGAGAAAAUUGCUGAGAUGAUAGCAACUCAAAAAUUGUACAUGCUUUUAUAUGAUAUAAAAGAUCAAUUGAUUAAAGAGUCAGAAUAUACAAGGAUUAAUGAAGAUAGGAAAAUGAUAAAUAUGCAUAAUAGAAGUUAUGAAAAUAAUAUGUAUGGUAGAAUUACAAAUAAUAAUCAUAAUUAUGAUGAUACUAAUGUAAAUAAUAAAAUGAUUAGUAGUAAGUGUGAACCUUCUAAAAAUCAAACACUAAGUAAAAAUUAUAGUGAUACACUAUUAUAUAAAAAUAAUAAUAAUAAUAUAUCUUAUCAAGAAAAAAAUGGUGAAAUGCCUUCAAAUAAUGAUGUAUUAAAAAUGAAUAAUAAUAUGGAAAGUAAUACUCAAACUAUAAAUAACUAUAUGUUUUAUAACAUCAAUGAAAAUCCAUCUUCUGUAAAUACGAAAUUCUCUUCAGUGGAAAAUUCAGGAAUGCAAUCAGCUGCAGGUGUUAUUUUUAAUAGGAACAUUAAUAAUAUGGAAAUGAAUAACGUUAAUAAUAAUAUAAAUAACAGUAACACAAAUAGUAAUAUAAACAAUAUGAAUUAUCAAAAUAACAAUUUAAUAAAUUCAAAUGAUAAAAAUUCAAUUGAUAAUAACAGUAAUGGGAUAAAUAAUAGUGUACCAGAUUCCUCGGAAUUUGUUACAUAUAGUUUAACAAAACAGGAUGCCAGCAGUAUACAGAUGUUAAGAAAUAAUAUUGCAUCCAGAUAUAAAAUACAUCAAACAGAAAUAUUCGAACAAGUGUAUAAUUUAUAUAAAUGUACUUUAGAAUGGGAAUGGAAAAACGGGAAGAAUCCAUGUAAGGCAAAAAGUGUUGGAUAUGGGAGUACAAAAAGUUUAGCAAAAUGUGAGGCCGCUUAUGAUAUGUUAGUAAAAAAUAAUUUAAUAGAAUAUGUUUCAUCAACAGAUAGAAAAAAUGCACAAUAUAUAAGAGAUUUAAUAGCAAAAGAUUUAACAAAGGCCUUAAACCUAGCUAUUCAAUUUAUUCUUCAAUAUAGUAGUAGUGCUUGGUCAAUCUUCUUAAUAUACUUGUUAAGGGAAUUAUUAAUAGAUGGUAAUUACGAUAAUAUAAACAGAUUAUUAAAUACAGUUGUAGAAGUUAGUAAACAAGGGAGAUUAGAAGUUGAUGAAAUGAAUAAAUUAAAUAAUAUGAAUAACGUUAAUAAAAUGGGCCGUGUAAAUAAUUUUAAUAAUAUGAAUAAUAAUAACAAUAAUGAGGAACAAAUCAAAGAUAUAUAUAAUAAUGAAGAUGGUAAUUAUUCUAAUAAUUGUAGUAAUUCAUUUUUCUUUAAUCCUUAUAUUCAAAAAAAAAAUGUUAAUAACAAUUAUGUUCAUAAAUUAGUUUCAAUAGAUUUGUGGGAAAAAUUAAUAGAUGAAUGUGUUGUUAUUUUAAAUGAUAAAUUAUGUUUUCAUUGUAUCACUUUAUUACAAGAAGUAGAGUUAGAUUAUUCUAUUUUUAUAUCCAAAUGUGCACAUGAUUAUUAUAAAAAAUACAGAAUUAUGUUAGCUUUGGAGUUACAAGCUAAUUUAGCACAAAGCAUCCAAGAAAAAAGAGAUUUUGAAUAUUUACAUGAAAAUAAAUCUUUAUUAUUAAAAUUAAAAAGUAUUACUAUGCCCAUAUUAUCCUUUACGUGUACAUUAACAAAUGAAGAGAAAGAAUGGAUGAAAUCUACUCAAAUGAGAGAAGAUGACAUUGUUUUAUUAAAACCUUAUGAUAUGUUAUUAAAAGAUGAAGAUGCAUGGUCCAAUAGCUUAAUAGGAAGCAUAACGAGUACAAAAAACGAUAAUACCAUAUAUAACAUUAAUAUAAGAAUAUUUUCUGCAGAAAAUACAAAAAAAGGAAAUGUUAAAUAUAAUAAAUAUAAAUUAUAUUUAUUAUUAAAUAUAGUAACACAUGAAAGAAUGUUGCAAGCUUUAAGAUCAAUUACUUUUAUAAGUUCAAUUCCUACUCAAUAUCAAUCACCGUAUGUUUUUACACCUGAAAUUCGCUUUUUGAUAUUGCACACAUAUAAUAAGCAUAGUAAAUAUAUAGCACAAAAUGGAAAAUUGAGUGAUGAAAUAGCAGAUUAUGAAAGAAUAAAAAUGGAUUUUCAAAACAAUGAAUCUUUAAAAAAUUCACAGGAAGAUAUAUUGAGUGAUUAUAACAAAGAAGCAAAAAAUCCAUAUGAAGAUUUGUUGAAUGAAGCACUAAAUAAGCAAAUUGAUAAUACGCAUGUUGAAGAUAUUGAUAAAUAUCUUAUUGAAAGUAUUAAUUUACCAACAAAUUUGCCUUUAAAUGAUUCCCAAAAAUUAGCAUGCUUAAGUGCACUAACGAGAAGAUUGACACUAGUACAGGGUCCACCUGGUACUGGUAAAACGCAUGUAGCUUGUGCUAUUAUUGACAGUUGGCAUAGACAAAAUAGCAACAAAAAAAUAUUAGCUGUUGCUGAUUCAAAUGUUGCUGCAAAUAAUUUAGUAGAAGGAUUAAAAAAAAGAAAUAUUCAAGCAGUUCGUGUUGGUGCAGGUAGUGAUAGUGAUUUUCAUGAAGAAGCGAUAAUGGAAUUUCACAGAUAUAAAGAUUUAUUGAAACUUAGAAAAAACAAUAUGCAAAAAGAAGCAAAAGUUAUGAAAGCUCUUUUAUUUCUUGAAGCUGUUAAGAAAUACAAUGUUGUUAUUGCAACAUGUGUUGGUUCUGGACAUGAAAUUUUUGAUAACGAAAAAUUUGAAAGAGUUAUAAUUGAUGAAUGUGCACAAUCUAUUGAACCUUCAAAUCUUAUACCUUUAGGACAUUAUUGUAAUAACUUAGUAUUAAUAGGAGAUCACAAACAAUUACCUCCUACUAUUAUCUCACCAGAUGCCAUUAAAUUAGGUUUAGAUAAAUCCUUAUUAGAAAGAUUCGUUAUGGCGAAAAUUUCACCAGUUCAUUUGUUAACUACACAAAGACGUAUGCACUUGAGUAUAUGUGUUUUUCCUAAUUUUCAUUUUUAUGAUAAUAAAUUAAAGACUGCAAAUGUUACUGAAGAAAAUAGGCCUAUUAUCAAGGGGUUCUUAUGGCCUAACCCUAAAUGUAGAUUAGCUUUUAUAGAUGUUUCUAUUGGAAAAAGUGGUAGCAAAUUUGAAAAUGCUUAUGGAACUUCUAAAUUUAAUCUUUACGAAAUAGAACCAUUAAUAUCUGUUUUAAAAUCUAUCAUUAAUGAAGGAUGUGUAUCAGUAGACGAGAUUGGUAUAUUGACAGCGUAUGAUGCUCAGAAAAUGAAGUUAAAAAAAGCAGUUCAAGAAGCAUUUCCUUAUGAGGCUUCUCAUAGAAUAGAAAUUGAUUCAAUUGAUGGAUUUCAAGGAAAAGAAAAAGAUUUAAUUUUAUUUUCAGCUGUUAGAUCUAAUGCAAAUAAUGAAUUAGGUUUUUUAAGAGAUGCAAGAAGAUUAAAUGUAAUGUUAACAAGAGCAAAAAGAGGAGUAAUAAUAUUUGGAGAUCAAUUUACAUUAGCUAAUGAUACUGCUAAUUGGCUACCAUGGCUAAAAUGGAUUUCAUCUAAAAGAGCCAUUGUGCAUGUAACAAAAUUAAAUGACCAUUUAGAAAAUACAGAUUAUUCAUUACUAGAUAAAUUAAAUAAAAUUAAUAAAGCUAUAAACUUAAAAAAUAUUACAGUUUCCGAUAAUUAUUAUUACUAUGGUAAUGAUAUGGGAUUCUCAAAUGACUAUAGUGACCCUAAUUAUACACAAAAUGAAAUUAAAAUUAAUUCAAAUUUAAAUCUAUCUAAGGAAGGGGUGGAACAUAUAGAAGAAGAAAUUGUUGAAAACUGGGAAGAUUUAUUAUAA
Plasmodium gallinaceum is the source of this 6195-nucleotide messenger RNA. Its product is annotated as erythrocyte membrane-associated antigen, putative. The transcript has a single exon. Lineage: Eukaryota; Apicomplexa; Aconoidasida; Haemosporida; Plasmodiidae. Gene Ontology annotation, molecular function: 5'-3' DNA helicase activity. The record is from RefSeq and is a predicted model, not a curated record. The coding region runs from base 1 to 6195 and encodes 2064 amino acids.